This is a messenger RNA of Bufo gargarizans (Asiatic toad), 2009 nucleotides long. RefSeq names its product calcium homeostasis modulator protein 6-like. The transcript has 2 exons. Gene Ontology annotation, molecular function: monoatomic cation channel activity. NCBI's taxonomy places the organism in Eukaryota, Metazoa, Chordata, Amphibia, Anura, Bufonidae. The coding region runs from base 51 to 1007 and encodes 318 amino acids. The record is from RefSeq and is a predicted model, not a curated record.
UUGAAAACAUAUCAUUUCAGAUAUAAGGAUCCGUAAGAAGUCAGUAAGUAAUGGAGCAUUUCAAAACUAUUGCAGCUCUAGCUGCAAAAUACCAGACAUUUCUUGGUUACAGUGCCCUGUCCUUGCUGGCAGCUGUAGGUGAAACCUUAUUUUCAUCCAUAGCAUUCAGAUGUCCAUGCAACAGCUGGAGCCAUACCUAUGGUUUGGUCUUCCUUCUUGUUCCAGCCUUGCUAUUGUUCCUUCUUGGCUUUAUGCUCAAUAUGUCACUAUGGAAACAAGUCACCGGUUGCUGCAACACAUAUGCAUUUGUCCGUGGAUUCCGUUAUUGGUGUGUAAAGAAGUUACUCUGCUUGUACAUAGUUUUACAAGUGAUAUUUUUAUCAGCAUUGCCUCCAUUGACUUGGAUUGCUCUGGCUCUUCUAAGGGUCAAUUUUUAUGAAUGCAUUGUUUCGGGACUUCCUUUAGACUAUAUAAAAGAAAGAUUUUGUGGGAGCAAUGAUGUGUGCAUGAAAGAAUUACUCUUCAUACCCUGUGCAUCAUCUCUUAAAAUAAACCUUCCGCAGGCUGAGUUGGAACAAAUACAGGGUAACAUACGGGCUGAGUCACAGGUUCUUGGCUGGUGUCUCAUAGCUGUUGCCUUGCUUUUUGCUGUGGUAGUUGCCUGCAUGAGCAGAUGUUUAUCACCGGUCAGUCAUCUUCAACUAAUUUUUUGGAAAACUUACAUAGAAAAUGAGCAGAAGUUUUUCGAUGAAGAUUCUAAACAACAUGCUGCGCAACUUGCUGAAAGGAAUGUGAAAAGUUUCUUCAACAAGGAAACUCAAGCAGAAUUUCCAACACCAACAAACAAUCAUUGGAGCAGAAUCUCGAUGGCAAACUCAUGGAACAACAGAAAAACCUAUUAUUCACCAUUACAUAAAUUUAUAGAGAGAAAAAAUGAUAGUAUAAAGGCAUCCACCAUGAGUGUCCUCCCUCCAGCUGAAGUCAAUUUUGCAGUUAUGACUGUUUAGAAUAAAGAGCUUUCUAUCAGUUAGCUCUAGUUCACAUGCUUAGGGUACACUCACACAGUCAGGUUGCCAUAUGCAGUUGUGGAAGCCAGAACUAGAAAUUAAUUUAACAAAUAGUUAAAGUGUGUGCAAACAUUCUUUGGUAGUGUAUCCAUUUUUAAUGGCCAUUUUGCAUCCAUUUUGUAUCAGUUUGUAAUGGCUGUUAAAAAAAGGACAUUAAAAACGGAUGUAGUUAAUCUGCAUUUUUUUAACAAAAACAAGCCCUGCAGUACCCUCAUUAUAUCUCAUGCCGCUCAUAGUGCCCCUUGGACAUCAAAUGGCCCCUUAGUGACCCCCAGUAUGAAUAAUGCACCUCUAGAAGUAUAUAUAAUGGUCCUCUUAGUGGCCCAUGGUGUGUAUACAGCUUCUCUUAGUAGCCCCCAGUAUAGUGCUGAACAAAAGAAAAAUCACCUUAACCACUGGCAUGUGCUGCAAUACUCACUCCUCACUGAAGGCAGCAGGACCUGGGCUGAGAGAGCAGGUCCUGCUACAUCCACUGAGAAGUGAGUGUUCCAGCGCAUGCAAGUGGUUGAGGUGGGUAUUUUUUAUUUCCUUCAUUGUAAUCCAUGAAAGGCACUUUUUUCAGAGUGCAUCCAUUAUUAGCAGCUGUUAAAUGGGUGCACUUCUGUCUAAACAGCCAUUAAAAAUUGUCCCAUUGAUUUCAAUGGGGUUUAUCUAGCUGUGCUUUCUUCAUCUGUAUGUCUGUUCUGCAAAAGCUAGAACAUGUCCUAUACUUGUCUGCAAAAUGUGGACCCCGGACCCACUAUAGUCAGUGGACCGCAGGAUUUAUUUAUCUGCAGAUCUGCGGUUUGUGGGCCGCAAAAUGCUUACAGUCAUGUUCAUGAGGCCUAAGCCAUGAGUUCACAACUGUCUUAUUCCAAAUAAAUACUAUAUAUAGUAUGUGGUUGUCCACCUAGGUUCAUUUAAAGGGUUUCUACCACUUUGAUUUCACAUAAUUAGGUGUCA